This is a messenger RNA of Aegilops tauschii subsp. strangulata, 1515 nucleotides long. RefSeq names its product GDSL esterase/lipase At5g45910. Gene Ontology annotation, molecular function: hydrolase activity, acting on ester bonds. The record is from RefSeq and is a predicted model, not a curated record. Lineage: Eukaryota; Viridiplantae; Streptophyta; Magnoliopsida; Poales; Poaceae.
CGUGCAUUGCGAGGGUAAGACGCGGCAAAGAUACAUACCUUGGCCAUCAUGAGCAUAGGCAUCACGGGAGUUGCGGCGGCCGCUCUCUUCUCAUGUUGCUGCCUGAUGGUUGCACUUCCAGCUAGCGCUGCCGCGGCCAGGGGUGCCGUCAGUGGACCGCGGUACAACGCCGUCUUCAACUUCGGCGACUCGGCUUCCGACACCGGCAACACAUGCACUGAUGGCCGGCCGGGGCCUGCCGGCGUGGUGGGCAUUUUCACCCGGUUGCCCUACGGUGUCACCUAUUUCGGGAAGCCCACUUGCCGGUGCAGCGAUGGCCGGGUCGACAUCGACUUCCUGGCGCAAGCGUUCGGGCUGCCGUUCGUCCCGCCAUCCAAGGCGCACCGCGAGGACUUCAAGCAAGGCGCGAACAUGGCCAUCAUCGGCGGCACCGUACUUGACUACACCAACGCCAGCCUCAAGUUCAGUGCCUACGACGGCUCCAUGAACACCCAGAUCGACAAUUUCCAACAAUUGUUGCCUUCAAUCUGUGGAGCACAGCAGAAUUGCGAGGAAUAUUUGGCGAAGUCCCUGUUUGUGUUUCAGUUGGGGGAGAAUGACUACAGCAUUCAGCUGGUGAAUGGAUCCACGGUAGAUGAGGCCAGCAAGAACAUACCCAAAAUAGUGAACACCAUCAUAUACGGUGUAGAGGAAUUAAUCAAACUCGGCGCAGUUGACAUUGUGGUGUCAAACAUUGCUCCGAUGGGAUGCUUUCCAUUGUACCUGAACAUGUUCGAGAGCUCCAACAAAAGUGACUAUGACAAGUACGGGUGCUUGAGAAACCACAACGCCUUGUUCAAUAGGCACAAUUCUUUCCUUCGGAGUAGCCUCUCAAAGCUUCAAAUGAAGCAUCCACACACAAGGAUCAUGUAUGCCGACCUUGCGAGUCACAUCUACCAAAUAGUGCAAGACCCCAGAAAAUUCGGCUUUGAGACCGCCCUCAUGAGCUGUUGCGGAAAGAGUGGUGCACCGUACAGAUUCGAUUUGUUCACCAUGUGCGGGAUGUAUGGCUCGAGUGUUUGCCAUGACCCGGGGAGCCACCUCCUCUGGGAUGGUAUGCACCUGAGCGACACCGCUAACGGACGGAUCACAGAGGGCUGGCUCAGCGGACCGUACUGCCACCCACCGAUUCUGCAGUGAAGCUCCGAGCUAAAUGGGUGCAUAUGAGGUUAUGAACACACAAAAGGACUUCUGGGAAACUGCAUGCAUGUGUUGUGUGUACUUCCUUUCUGGGAGUAUCCUAUGUACCGAAAUUACAAAAUACUCCCUCCGUCCCAUAAUGUGUAGUGUCAAAACACGACUUACAUCAUGGGACGGAGUAGUAAUAUUGAAGCAUGCUGUUUUCCGGUGCUGAUUAAUGUGGUUGAUGCAAGCUACAUACACGAGUGGACGCGGUCCAUGUGUUUGGCUGAUUCGCUCGGCUUUGUCGGUUGUGAAAGAGUGAACAAGCCAGAGUAAAAAAGACUAGUGCGCACA